This is a messenger RNA of Nilaparvata lugens (brown planthopper), 3289 nucleotides long. Its product is annotated as ubiquitin carboxyl-terminal hydrolase 20-like. Bases 301 to 1026 code for a protein of 241 amino acids. Gene Ontology annotation, biological process: protein deubiquitination. Gene Ontology annotation, molecular function: cysteine-type deubiquitinase activity. The transcript is spliced from 8 exons. The record is from RefSeq and is a predicted model, not a curated record. Lineage: Eukaryota; Metazoa; Arthropoda; Insecta; Hemiptera; Delphacidae.
ACAGAUGUCUGAACAAUUUGACACAUCCCGUGUAAUUGCAAUCCAAAUCCCAUCAAUAGAGGACUUGAAGACUCAUAGUGAAAUGGCUGCGAAAUAUUCAGGCCUGGAGCAUUGCAAAGAAAUGCUCCGUUUUAAAAAGGGUUGGUUUGAUUGGCUGAGCAGUCUAAUACCCUUUAGACGCAGCGUUGUCACUCUCCAAAACUGUUUGCAGGCAUUCUUCUGUGUCGAAGAACUGAAAUAUGAUAACAUUUACAGAUGUGAAAAAUGUGAUGAAGACCGUGAUGCGAUAACAUUUUCAAAAUGAUGCAGUUGCCCGAGGUACUGUGUAUUAACCUCAAGAGGUUCUUGCCGGGCUCAACAAAGAAUACUCAACAAGUUUCAUUCCCGAUCACUGAACUCGACAUGACACCUUAUGUUCAUUCUGACUGCCAGUCGGAAGUUAAAACAUACGACCUUAUGGCAACUAUUUGCCAUAAAGGCGACAGCUUGAAUAGUGGACAUUACAUCUGCUAUGCACUAAAUGACGCUGAAAAAAACUGGAUAGAAUAUGAUGACGAACGUGUGACAAAGGUCACAGAUGACAAGGUUGCUUCAUGUGAAGCAUACCUAUUGUUCUAUAGGAAACGUGACAGCCCAGCAACCCGAGAAAUGAGGGAGGGGGCCUUCAAAACUGCCGAUGAACAAGCUCCAACUAUGUAUGCGCUUUCCAAACUAUGGCUGAGCAAAUUUGAAAAUUUCGUCGAGCCCGGCGCAGUUGAGAACGGCGAUCUAUUUUGCUCGCAUGCCCCCUGCGUCUACAAGGACCAUGAAGAAAUGUCUGUACAAGUUACAGCAUCAUCAUGGCACACUAUUUUUCAAAAGUUUGGAGGUGGCCCCGUUUGCCCGCUGGAUUCUUUAGUGGAAUGCGAGAUGUGCGGAAAUAAAAUGAAAGACUAUCAGUCAGAGAGCAGCGAUUAUGAGUCUAGCUAUGAUAACUAUGAUUUCUAUGAUAGCACUGAAUUCACUGAUAGCACCAAAGGAGACUAGAACAAUAUUCUUAUUGAUCCUUGAAAAAGCUGAGUGACGCAAAUGCUUGCUGAAGAAGUCGCUGUCCGUGUGGUAAAUCUUGGCUUGUGAAAAAGGUGUUGAUUGAGAAGAAAUGAGCUGAAUUAUAAGAAACCCGACGAGUGACAUCUCUGCGCACCGAGAGCUUCUUCGUCUGGUGAAUUUGGUAUUAAUCAAUCUGUUUCAACAGAAUAGAAUUAAUUAAAUUUAAGAUUUUUGAUAUUUGAAAAAAGAGUUAUGUUUGAAAAAAAAUUAUUUGAUAUUUAAUAGAUCUGAAAAAAUAAUGUUUUAUAGUUUUUGUUCAAGUAGAAGAGUUCUUAACAGUAUUCAUUACAAAAUAUAAUUUAGAAAUAAGGAGCAAUACGAUUGAUCUAGUCUCAUAUGAUUAUUUAGAACGUAAUAGUGAAUAGUUGGUAUUCAAAAAAAUAUAUUUUCACAAACAUCAAAUUUAAUUUUUUGAAAAAUGAAUGUAUUUCAGUUCAGAAAAGUUUGUAGUUCUUCAUUAUCAACAAUUCUCCAAUGAUCAUCUCCUGUACUAUUAUCUGAUGAUACAUUUGGGAAUACAAUCACUUUGCAAUUCGUCUGGUGAGUUUGGUAUUAAUCAAUCUCUUUCAACGGAAUAGAAUUAAUUAAAUUUAAGAUUGUUGAUAUUUGAAAAAAAUUUAAUAUGAUAUUUAAUAAAUCUGAAAAUAUAAUUUUUAAUCGUUUUUGUUCAAGCAGAAAAGUUCUUAACAGUAUGCAUUACAAAAUAUAAUUUAGAAAUAUAGAGCAGUACGAUUUAUCUAGUCUUAUAUGAUUAUUUAGAACGUAAUAAUGAAUAGUUGGUAUUCAUAAAAAUAUAUUUUCACAAACUUCAAAUUUAAUUUUUUGAAAAAUGAAAGUAUUUAAGUUUAGAAAAGUUUUUAGUUCUUCAUUACCAACAAUUUUCCAAGGAUCAUUUCCUGUGCCAUUAUCUGAUGAUCCAUUUGGGAAUACAAUCACUUUGCAAUUCUCUUCUCUCUUCUACAGACAAGUUUGUCUGGUCAGUUUCACUGAGAUUAUAAAUAUGAAGGUUGAUAUUCAUAGUUUGAUUCUCUAAAUCAAUGCGAUCGAUUGAGAAUUUGUUAUAUAAUUACUAAUUAAUUCUAUAAGGGGUGUAUCAUCCUCGUCAAAUAAGUCAUAGUUAAUUUGAUUUAGACGUUUCUCGACCGGAACAGGGAUGGAUACUGUAGUUUCCUCAUUUUGAAUGUUCAUACUCAUUGCAAUCUAAAAAAAAAUAUUGAAAUUCACUCCAUUGUGUAACUUAUACUCAACAGUUGAGCUAAGCUCAGUAUAGCUAUGAGAUAGUUGAGCUAUCAUUAUCAUCUUUGAAAACACUAAACUAACGAAUAUUUUCCAAGUUCUUGUGAAACUGUUCAGACUUAUUAAAGAUUGAGGUUUUUUAUACGUUUUCUUUGAGAAGUCUUUAUAGUUUCACAAAACUUUGAAGAAAUCCGUGAAAUUAGUGUUUUCAACCUUUGGGACUUUCUAGUUCCCCCCUAAAAUUCUAAUAAAACUCAAUCUUUGAGAAGUCUGUACAGUUUCACAAAAACUUGGAAGAAAUCCGUGAAAUUAAUGUUUUCAACCUUUGGUUUCUAGUUUCCAUCUAAAAUUCUAAUAAAAUAUAUUUACUCAUAUUCAAUGAUUCCAUUGACAUUCAAUUGUUAAUUCGCAUAUUAAAAAUUUAUUUUCUGUGAAGUACAAAUAUAUGAUUGGGGGUUUCAAAUAAUGUCUAAUCCUGACUGUUAUUUUAUAAUUGCUUCGUUUGCUACAAACACAAACUGUGUUUGUAUGUUGUCUUGAUUUAGCAUAUUAUUUUGAUGUUCAGAUGUAUUCGUAUAUGUAUUGGUAUAGUUUUGUAUUAGUAUAUAAAGUUUAAAUGUACCGUAUAGUAUUUCUCAAUGCAAUAUAUAUUUUAAUAGAUGUUUAACUUAUGUUAAAUUAUAUAUUGUACCGUAUUUUGAACAUUAGUUAUCUAUAACAAUACCUCUGACUCUUGAAUCAGUUCGAAAAAUUAAUAAAUACGUCAAACUUCAGCUGUGAGAAUCCGCAGCCAAUAACAAUGAAAGAGAAUACUACUGCAGUCAACAAAAGUGCAAAAUAUGACGCACUGUAUUUUGAACAUUAGUUAUCUAUUCAAUGCUGCUGUGAUAAUAUGUGAAGCGAUAGCUCAUUGUUAGUUGUAAAGUAUAUUUUUCAAUUGGAAUAAAUCAAUCAUACUGAACAA